Messenger RNA from Raphanus sativus (radish), 1033 nucleotides. RefSeq names its product glycine-rich protein A3-like. Bases 263 to 784 code for a protein of 173 amino acids. Lineage: Eukaryota; Viridiplantae; Streptophyta; Magnoliopsida; Brassicales; Brassicaceae. The transcript has 3 exons. The record is from RefSeq and is a predicted model, not a curated record.
CAGAGAUAAAACCAAAUAUAUUAAAAGGAACCGCGUGGCGUGAAAACUACGGCUCGAUCAGCAGACGUUUCCUCUGUUUCAAUAAAAGGCAGAACUAUUUAUGCAGCCGACACACGUCGUGAUAUUUCGAUUAGAAAUCGCACUCUGAGAAAUUUCAAAAUCAAAUCAAAUCUCUUCAUUCGUCUCUGGACAAAUCCUCGAGGAUCAGAAAUCUCUUAAGCUUCUUGUGUUUGAUUACUUUGAGAUCAAAGUUUGAGAAAAAAUGGGAGAGGAUCAGAAUAAUAAUCACAAUGACAAAGGAAUCUUUCACCACUUAGCUGGAUUUGCAGCCGGACACUACCCACCUCACGGUCAUCAUGGUUAUGGUCAUCACGGAGCUCCUUAUCCAUACCCUCCUCCACCUCCUCCUCAUGGCUAUCCACCAGCUGCUUAUCCUCCACACGCUGGUUACCCUCCAGCCGGUUAUCCUCCAGCUGGUUACCCUCCUGCCGGUUACCCUCCAGCUGGUUAUCCACCUCACGGUUAUCCCGGUCCAUCUCACUCUGGACACCACCCCGGAGGUAUGGGAGGGAUGUUAGCGGGUGGAGCGGCUUUGGCAGCUGCGGCCGUUGGUGCUCAUCAUAUGUCUCACCACGGACACUAUGGUCACCACCACGGUCAUGGCUUUGGCUACGGGUAUCACGGUCACGGUAAGUUCAAACACGGAAAGUUCAAGCACGGGAAAUUCGGGAAACAUGGCAUGUUUGGGAAGCACAAGGGGAAAUUCUUCAAGAAGUGGAAGUGAUUGUUCUCUCAAAAGAUUGAUCAUAUUCAGAGACUAUACAUUAUCCUUUCGUAAUAACAACAAAUGCUGAAGUCUCUGAGGAAGUUUAAGUUACAUAGUUAUUGUGAGCCUUAAGAGCUUAAAAGACAUAAUUUUAUUGGUUUAAUUUAAUGAAGCUUUUCUUUUGUUUACAUUGGCAUGUAUAAAGUUAACUCUCUUUUGUUAGUCGGAAACUGAUAUCCACUUGUUUUAAAACGUUCGAUUCUUAUA